CCACAUGAACAGUCACACGUAUGAAUUUUGAAUGCAACGCUAUACGACAAUGCAUUACGCAUAAUAUGACGUGUAUUGAAUACAUUUAGAGUAAUCUAUAGAAGAAAAAUUAUUCUGUGAAUUGUGAUAUGAUAUGGUAUACUAGGUAAAAUGCAUAGUAAAUACAAUUAUACAAUUUUAUCAAUAUUACUAUUAUUGGAUCCUAUGGUAGUAAGUGUGUACUGUGUAUUAAAUUCCCACAUAAACACAAGAUAAAAAUAGAAUAUUUUUCCUUUCACCUUUGAGUUUUGACGUUCUAUUACGUUUUAUAUACAUAUUAUUUUAUACCCGGGAUACGCCUAGUGAACGCCGCCGUUUCAUCACUCACUAGUCGCCACUCAUUAUUGACUAUUUGUUAUGAACUAUUGACCGUUAUUAAUUAUUAUUUAAUAUUUAUUAAUUUUACACUUUUACUGCUGUGAUUUACCAUUGUUGUUGUAAAAUAUGUUUAAUGGUUGUAAGUACCUAUCUAAUCAACCAUACAAAAGUAGUAUAAAUUGUAAAAAUUUGGUAAUAAUAUAUUAAUAUGUCAACUCCUACAUCAAAUAUUUCUGGUUCAAUUUGUUUGUGCGGGAAAAAAAGGAUGGGCUUAAAUUUAUCGUCGUGUGCAGUCAAUAAAUUUAAAACUAAAAAAAAUUGUUCGGACGUCGCUAGUUUUUUUUGUAAAUCCAAUGAAUCUAUGUCGCCGAUUAAAAAUCCAUUCAAAAAAAGAUAAACUGACCGAGAGUGAAUUAUUGGAUGAUCAAAAAUCUGCAUCAGAACCAAAUGCAAAGAGCAAUACAAUUUUUGAAAUUGAGGCUUUUUCUACUGAAUCUUAUUCUUUGGACUUUAGCAUUUAUGACCCAAUAACAUUUGUUAAGAAAAAAUCAUCACCGGAUGAAAAAUGGCAAUAAUUUGUAAAGGCCCCUUCCAACCAAAAAAGUACGACGAGCUACCAGAAAAAAAUUACUGGAGAAGAAUUACUGGUGGUGAUCGUGUACACCGAGAUUGGUUUAGCUACUCUAUUUCAAGCUAAUCAGAAAAAAAGAUCCGGAAGAAUGGCUAAAAAGGGCGGGCAAGCGGUGCUUCAAGAAGAAAUAAAUAGUGAUGAUGAUUGGACAAAAAUUAUGGAAAAGCCGGGAAUGUAUGUCGUUGACGUUUAUACAGAAUGGUGUGGCCCUUGUAUACCAAUGACGGCAUACUUAAAAAAAAUCAAGUUGGAAUUAGGAAGUGAAAAUCUACAUUACGCUACAGCAAAAUCUGACAAUAUAACUGUGCUAAAAAGGUUUCGACAAAAAAGUGAAUCCCAUUGGUUGUUUUUUUAUGAUGGGCAAUUAGUCAAUAUCAUUAUUGGCACCAAUGCUCCUAGGCUAAUGCAAUUAAUAGAGGAGGAGUUGGAACAGUAUGUUAAGUUCAAAAAUGGUGAAGUCCAGAAAGAGUUUAUACCGCUGACUCAAGUGACCAACGAGGAACUAAAAAAAUUAAACGAUAGUGAAAACUAUCAAAAACAAAAAACAAGAAAAGAAAAAAAAAUUAGAGGUUCGUAUCGUUAUGUUUUGACUUUUAAUGAUGUUUAA
Molecule: messenger RNA, 1595 nt
Organism: Acyrthosiphon pisum (pea aphid)
Lineage: Eukaryota; Metazoa; Arthropoda; Insecta; Hemiptera; Aphididae
Product: thioredoxin domain-containing protein 6-like
Exons: 8
Coding region: 1077-1595 (172 amino acids)
Source: RefSeq, a predicted model, not a curated record